Molecule: messenger RNA, 1410 nt
Organism: Moesziomyces antarcticus
Lineage: Eukaryota; Fungi; Basidiomycota; Ustilaginomycetes; Ustilaginales; Ustilaginaceae
Product: aldo/keto reductase
Exons: 1
Coding region: 1-1410 (469 amino acids)
Biological process (GO): dehydro-D-arabinono-1,4-lactone biosynthetic process
Cellular component (GO): cytosol
Molecular function (GO): D-arabinose 1-dehydrogenase [NAD(P)+] activity
Source: RefSeq, a predicted model, not a curated record
AUGCCGGUGUAUCCGUCGGUGGAGCCUAGCAAUGCGGACUUUCCGCAGCAGCCGGCACUGUCAUCGCUCGCGCACGACGAGCUCAAGCACGGCUUAGCUCCAUGGCGCAAGGAUGCCAUCAACACUGCGGAGAACCUUGCACUCGGACGCGGGGAUCUGGCAAAGGAUGCAUCGCCUCUGGUGUUUGGAGGCGGAGUUUUCGGGCAAGACAUGUACAACAACGCCGAUACUUUGGCAUCGGAUCUUCCCAUCCGCACGGUUCGACUGGCGCUUCGAUACGGCAUCAACGCAUUCGACACGUCGCCGUACUACUUUCCGUCCGAGUUUACGCUGGGCAACAUCCUGACGGCGCUCAGGCCCGAGUUCCCGCGCGAGUCGUACUACAUCAUCACAAAGUGCGGACGCUAUGGACCGGAGCACAAGCACUUUGACUACAGCGCCGCCAAGAUCGACAGCAGCGUAAGGGGAAGUUGCAAACGACUCGGAACCGAGUAUUUGGAUGUGGUGCUUACGCACGAUGCAGAGUUCGUGUGCGACAAGGUCGGACGCAGUCACCACGAUGGAUGGGAGAGCGGAAUCGUUUCCGGCCUUGUAGAUCCGCAGGACGUGGGCGUGCAACAGACCAGGGAACAGGUCAUCGAAUCGCUCGGAUUGGCUCCCAAUGUGGAAGCAGCAAGCAAGGUGCAUGGCAAGGGCGAUGAGCAGUUCCUCGAAGCCAUCGCGGCGCUGUUCAAGCUCAAGGAUCAAGGCAUCGUCAGGCGCGUGGGUAUCUCGGGCUACCCCCUACCCGUGCUGCUGCGUCUGUCGAGACUCGUGGCCACCACAGCACCAUACCGCCCGCUCGAUGUGGUGCUGAGCUACUCGAACCGCUGCCUGCACUCGGACGUGCUUGUGGGCUGGAAGCAGCUUUUUGCCGCCGACCCUCGCGGAGACAGCACCGAUGCACUGCCCGAACUGCAAUGGACUGCCCCUCUGCUCAUGAACGGCUCGCCCUUCUCCAUGGGCCUCCUCACGGACGGCACUCCACCUCCGUGGCACCCGGCUAGCGAUGCCCUCAAGGCUGCCACCAAGGAGGCGAGCCGCAACCUUGUCGCACAGGGCGACUCGCUCACAAUGACCGCUCUGACUUACGGCCUGCGUGGCUCCGAGGUCGCGCAUCCUUCCGGGGCAGGUCCGCAGCUCAGGACGCUCGUGGGUCUCAGCCAUCCGGACCAUGUGCACAGUGCAGUCGAAGCGUACCGUGUGCUUUGCUCCGGCGCGACCGAGGCUGGCAAUGCGCUUUUCCCCGCCAAAGACGCCGACGACGACAGGCGAGAAGCGUACACCACGCAGGCCAAGAACGAGAAGGCGGUGCGCGAUCUGUUUGCGGAACGCGGCGUGCGCGAGUGGAGCUGGUCCAGCGGCCUGUGA